GAAGAGAGCAGCUAUAGGAAAGGUCUGAGCCUCCAGGACCAGGACCAGGACCCAGGACCCAGGACCAGGACCAGGACCCAGGACCAGGACCAGGACCAGGACCCAGGUCAGACCCAAGACCAGAGACCAGAAUCGGGACCCCAGAGCCGGAGCAGCCUCGUCCACCAUGUCUGAGUCCAUCAGGAGGAAGAGCUCCAGCAGGGAGCUCCUGCAGAACCUCAUCAGCGUGACGGCCCAGCGGAGCCAGGAGGACGCCGAGGAGGUGGAGCGGGAGCAAAGGAGGAGAGCCCGGGAGACGCAGAGGGGAGAGGGGAGCCCCCCGAGGCCGGAGCCCCCCCGCCGCCACGACACGCCGCGCCACGACAUGCCGAGCAAUGAGACGCCGCGCCAUGACACGCCGCGCCACGACACGCCGCGCCACGACACGCCGAGCAACGAGAUGCCACACAACACGGCGCCGGACGAGGAGCUGAAGCCCCGGAGCCGCCUGGUUCUGGAGGAGGAUGAGGGCUUCAGCGACUGGAGCCACCGGUUGGAGAAUCGCGGUGAGCAGGAGGUGCAGAAGGAGCGCCGGGCCGGGCUGCAGAGACCCACGAGGAGGAAACCACGGCCUGAGGAGGAGCAACGGCAGGAGGGCGGAGAGGAGGUGAAGGAGGAGGAGGAGGAGGGAUGUCGGUCACAGGAAGCUUCGACGAGACCUUCAGAGAAGGUCUCCAUCGACGGAAAGGAAGUCAAGACGACCUACAGCUCCAAGGUCUUCCUGUCACAUGACGCCCGGCCGCCGCACGCCGCGGACAGGACGUCCCACCUGGUGGCCGGGACCAUGAGGCCGCGCGGCGGGGCCUGCAGGGUGGAUGGGGAGGCGCAGCAGGAGGUUCACCAGGAGGUUUACCAGGAGGCGCAGCAGGAGGCGCAGGCUGCUGAGCAGAGGCAGCCACAUAGAGCUCCCCCCAGAGAUGAAGAUGACCAGGAGGAAGAAGAGAAGGAAGACCUCCAUCUCACGAGGGAGGAGAAGCACAGAGAGGAGGAGGAGGAGCAGCAGGAGGAGCAGCAGGAGGAGCCCAGGAUGCCAGAUAAGAGCUGGAUGGAGAGCAGCAGGAGGAGCAGCAGGAGGAGUGAGGAGGGGAACCCGGCUGAUGAAGACGAGGAGCCGGUGAACUACGGCCCCAUGAGCCCCACAUUCAAGAAGCUGCUCAUUCAGUUCUACCCCGAGGAAGUGACCCACCGCGCCGCCACGGACGCCAAGUGCUCGAUCAUGGAGCGGACCGAGUCUCUGAGGAGGAGCGGCGGCAGCGUGAAGAAGACGCUGACGCCCGUCGCCGUUUCCAAGAUCGACAAGAAGCUGGAGCUGUACGCUCACGCCCUGCAGGUCUCCACGCAGGAAGGCAGGUCGGCGGGUCAGGCGCCGGCGGACCUGGCGAGUCCCACCGAGCCCGUCUCCUCCAAGAAGAGCCUGUUCGAGGCCGGAGAGGCCCGGAGCCACACCGCCGCCACGCCGUCUAAGGAUGCAGACGGUGUCAAAGUGGGCGUGGCUAACCUGAUCAACCAGUGGGUGAGAGGAGGUGAAGACGGCAGCAGGUGCAGCUCGCCCUCCAGACCUGCGGAGAACUCCUCCGGGAAGAAACACAAGUUCUUGGUGACGGGACACGGAAAGUACCAGAAGGUUCCUGUGGACCGGGACUGCAGCGAGGAGGCCGGCUGCUCGCCAGCUGGAGCGUUCUGUGAAGACUUGUGAACCAGCUGCUGGAGCUUGAAGACCUCCGGACGACGGCGAGUCGAUCCGCACAACGCUUCUCCGCUUCUAUCACGGCUUCAUUCUGUGUUUCAGGCUGCAGGUUGGAAAUGUACUGACGUCCUGUUGUCCUGACACGUAUCAUUUUACAAUAGCGAGUCUUUUUAUUCUCUUCCUUUUCUCUUCUAAAUAAUAAUCUCAGCAUUGGUAAAUAUUUUGUCUUCAAAUGAAAUAAUUCAAUUAAACAAAUUCCUGAUGUUC
Molecule: messenger RNA, 1993 nt
Organism: Pseudoliparis swirei
Lineage: Eukaryota; Metazoa; Chordata; Actinopteri; Perciformes; Liparidae
Product: caldesmon, smooth muscle-like
Exons: 14
Coding region: 167-1735 (522 amino acids)
Source: RefSeq, a predicted model, not a curated record